UUUUCGAUCUGAGCCGAUCUCCAUUCGUCUCCUGUAAACUUCCAACGCCUGCACUCAGCAGCUGCGCAGCGCUGUCUGCAUCGGAGGGUCUGGAACCCCCUGUUUUCCUGGUGAUUUUGGAUCAUUGGGCGGUUAGCAGCAGUUAAGAGUACCUGGCUGGGCUGAUUCUUGGUCUUAUUCCCAGGAUAAUGCAGGAGAUUACAAUCAUGCCGAUUCGCCGUUCAGCUGGGGCCCCGCCCAAGGAAGAUGCACCCACAGCACCUGAGGCAGAACCUAAAACCAACUCCGGAGAGUCUGCUUCUGCAGCUGAGGAUUCGGAGCCGGCCAAAGCCUCUUCAGAAGAGAAGGCUAGUGGAGAAGCAGGAGAGAAGUCUGCUGAUGGUGCCGAAGAUGGAGAAAAAGGAGAGGACGGAGAGAAGACGGCUGAUGGAGAGUCUGAGAAGGAGGGAGCCAAAGAUAAAGGGAAAAAGAAGAAAAAGAAGGAUGCUAAAAAAGAUGACAAAGAAGGAGCUGAUGAAAAAAGCAAAAAAGUGAAAAGAAAAAUCCCUGCUUGGGCCACCAUGUCCGCCAGCAAACUUGCCACUGCCCCAAAAAGUGUCUCUCUGUUUCAGCCUAAAGUUGAGGAAAUCCUCCUUGAUGCUAUUCAGAAUUGUAAGGAACGCAACGGUGCCUCUAUCUUCACCAUCAUGAAAUACAUAAUGAAGAAGUAUUCCCCCAUGGAACUAGACAAAAGGACAAAAAGCCUAUACAAGAGGGCGCUUAAAAAGCUGGUGGAGAAAGGGGCUGUUAAACAGCUGAAAGGAAAAGGCUUCUCAGGAAGUUUCACCAUUGGGAAGCUCCCUGCUAACCCUCCCUCAAAGAAGAAGCCUACAGCCUCUUCGGCACUAAAGGGGACACUAGGUGAGAGUCUCCCUCUGAUCAUGACUCGUCUGUGCGAACCGAAAGAGGCUUCGUACAUCCUUAUCAAGAAGUACCUGGAGCAGCAUUUCCCUCAACUCAACGUGGAGAACAGGCCUGAUGUGCUGAAGAACUGCCUCCAGAGGUCUGUGGAAAGGGGCUAUUUGGAACAGAUCACUGGGAAAGGUGCCUCUGGAACUUUCCAGCUGAAGAAGUCUGGGAAUAAGGUGCUCCUGGGUGGAGGGCUGCUGGAAGAUGCUAUUGUUGCAGCAAUCACUGCCAUGAAUGAGCCCAAGUCCUGCAGUAUAAGUACACUCCGCAAGUUCCUGGUAGAGAACUACAAGGACCAGAAUGUCUAUCUUCUCGUGUCAAACCUGAAGAGAACCCUGCAGAGGUGUAAGGUGAUGGGCUGGAUGGAGCAGAUCACUGGUCACGGCCUCAGCGGAUCCUACCAGCUCAGUUAUCCUUACUACCCAAGUCCAGCAGUACUGUUUCCUGAGAUGAUGGAAAAAAUCAAGCAGAAAGAGGAAAAGAAGCUUCAGCAUAAGAAGAAUCGGUAUUCUGAUGACAGUGAUGAAGAGGAGGAGGACGACAGUGAUGAAGAAGAGGAGGAGGAAGAAGAGGAAGAGUCAGAAGACGAUGAGCCUCCUCCUCCCAAGAGGGGUCAGAAGAGGCCUGCGCCCAGAGGCCGUCAGCCCGCACCCAGCAAGAGAGCUAAGGCUAGCAGCAGAAAGCCAGCGAAGAGACCGGCUGCAUCGACCAAGAAAGCUGCCGCCAAGAAGGCCGCGCCGCCCGCUAAAGCCACGCCAGUCAAGAAGGCCGCUCCAGCCAGCAAACCUAGAACACCCAUCGCCAAGAAGAUGACCAGCAGAGGGGCCAAACGACCGGCGCCCAAGAAGUCACCCGCUAAGAAGCAGGCAGCUAGUUCUCCUGUGAAGUCUAAGACUGCUGCUAGCCGAAAGUCUCUAAGAGGCAAGAAAUAAGCUCAAUGGUUACCUGUGGGUGAAAGGUCAACUGUAGCUCCUUAGACUGCAGUGCUUUUGCUGUUUCUUUUAUUUUUCCCAUGUUAUUUUAGUAGCUUCACUGUUCUCCCUUUCUUGGGGCCUCCCAUUAGAUGAAGAUUCAACUUUUCUCCUCCCCUUACAGUCCAUCUACUGUAGUAUUCACAAAACAAUUUCCGUUUUUUAUUUUAUUUUAUUUUUUGGCAAAGUUGUUGAGUGCCGGAAGUGUUUUGUUUGCAUUGUUCUAGACGUUCUUUUAGAACACUGUUUGUGCGAUGGUGAGCGCCAUCAUGUCUUGAUUGUGCACGAAAAGAUUGAUUUCAACCUGUUUGUCUUUGCAUAGAGACCAUAGUUCCUUUCACGUUCUCAUGUCCACAGUGUUUGAGAGAUCUCCUCCAAAGUGUUCAUGUUUAUUCUUUGCGUUUUUUUAAAAAGACAUUUCAGUCAAGUUGUGAAGUUGCAUAGUGACGUGUGAAAACAGCAGACUCCAACGGUCAGCUCCUUCAUGGGAAUGAAGAGGUAACGUGCCUAGAUUUAAGUUUGUCAGGCAAGCUCUGCCUGAACUGGGGCCAAUUUUAAAGCAACGGUGUUGAACAGCUGUACAUGCGAGAUAGCAAGGUAUCAUUUGGGUGGUUUAUUAUUUAUUUUUUUUCUUUACUACAUAAUAUGAAGGUGAAAUGUAUAUGAUUCUUUCUUUGUGUAAUAGGGGAAAAAUAAACUGACAAACCUCCAUAAGUCAAAAUAAGUUGAAUAUUAUGUAAAACGGUUAACCCAGUGGUAUUCUGUGUAAUUAGCGAGUCAGGGAAUUGGAUUUUAUUUGAUGAGCUUGUUGCUCAUGACCUGCAUGCAUGUAACUGAUAUGCUUUUCUGUAGUCCUUAAUAAAGUGACUAUAUUUGUACUCCA
Molecule: messenger RNA, 2802 nt
Organism: Astyanax mexicanus (Mexican tetra)
Lineage: Eukaryota; Metazoa; Chordata; Actinopteri; Characiformes; Acestrorhamphidae
Gene: hp1bp3
Product: heterochromatin protein 1, binding protein 3
Exons: 12
Coding region: 189-1880 (563 amino acids)
Biological process (GO): heterochromatin organization; nucleosome assembly
Cellular component (GO): chromosome; nucleus; nucleosome
Molecular function (GO): nucleosome binding; DNA binding
Source: RefSeq, a predicted model, not a curated record